AUGAUCGCCAUAGAAUCGGAACAGCCGAUGGUGAAGGAUGAUCGAGUACCUAAAGUUGAACCGACAACUUCACAGAGAACUCUAACUAGAUCGAGCGCCGUGAGCCAGAAAUCAGUUGAUUUAAUGGUUCACCCUGAAAGCUCUAAUAACCCUCUACACAGAUCAAAAUUAGCUCCAACCAGAUCGUCCUCAGAAUCGUCUUCAGGUAAAAAAGUGAUUAAUUUGAGAAAGACAAAGAAUUCGUCGAUAGAGUCUACUAUGAGCUUACCAAAUCAAAAAUCAUUGGAAAAGAAACAUGGCAGUCUCAGGCACCAGAAAUCUAUUGGAGCCCAUUCUGAUAUAACGUUGAGCACACAGCCUUCAAUUUCAGACGACAGGAAAGCGCUCAGAGAGGCCUUGUAUCAGGGUAUAUUUCAUAGGCACAGACGGACAAUUUUUGCUGUGGGCUCAUUCCUUAGGAUGCUUAGAAGCAAAACGUCCAAUUACGAUUCCAUAAGAUCGGAUUCGGACGAAAUU
Brenthis ino (lesser marbled fritillary) is the source of this 516-nucleotide messenger RNA. The record is from the annotation of a GenBank genome assembly. Lineage: Eukaryota; Metazoa; Arthropoda; Insecta; Lepidoptera; Nymphalidae.